CAGCCUCUUGUUUCCCACAAUGCUCUGCGAACAUCACCACCAAGAUGGCCGACGCUAUGGAGGAAUAUGAGAAAGAAGCUGGCUGCGUCCCUAUUCUCCAUCCCGAGGAAAUCAAACCCCAGAGUCAUUACAACCACGGCUACAGUGAGAAUGUCAGCCGCAAAAACCAUGUGGAUGACUACAGCACCUGGGACAUUGUCAAAGCCACACAGUACGGCAUCUUUGAGCGCUGCCGGGAGUUGGUGGAGGCGGGCUUCGAUGUUCGGCAGCCAGACAAAGAAAACGUAACACUCCUCCACUGGGCCGCUAUCAACAACAGGAUAGAUUUGGUCAAGUACUACAUAUCAAAGGGAGCCAUAGUGGACCAACUGGGAGGAGACCUCAACUCCACACCCCUGCACUGGGCCACCAGACAAGGCCAUCUAUCCAUGGUGGUGCAGCUCAUGAAAUACGGCGCAGACCCGUCUUUGAUCGAUGGCGAGGGCUGCAGCUGCGUUCACCUGGCCGCCCAGUUCGGCCACACCUCCAUCGUGGCCUACCUUAUCGCCAAAGGACAGGAUGUGGACAUGAUGGAUCAGAACGGCAUGACUCCUCUGAUGUGGGCGGCUUACAGGACACACAGUGUGGAUCCCACUCGGCUGCUACUGACCUUUAACGUGUCUGUCAACCUUGGCGACAAAUAUCACAAGAACACAGCGCUGCAUUGGGCCGUGCUGGCCGGCAACACCACGGUCAUCAGCCUGCUGCUGGACGCCAACGCUAACGUCGACGCACAGAACAUCAAGGGUGAAACACCGCUAGAUCUUGCCAAGCAACGGAAGAACGUUUGGAUGAUCAAUCACUUACAGGAAGCGCGGCAGGCCAAAGGCUAUGACAGCCCAUCAUACCUGAAGAGACUGAAGAUGGACAAGGAGUUCAGACAGAAGGUGAUGCUGGGAACACCCUUCCUGGUCAUCUGGCUCGUUGGUUUCAUCGCUGACCUGGACAUUGACUCCUGGCUGAUCAAGGGCCUCAUGUACGCAGGCGUCUGGAUCACUGUGCAGUUCCUCUCCAAGGCUUUCUUCGACCACUCCAUGCACAGCGCUCUCCCUCUGGGAAUCUAUCUGGCCACCAAGUUCUGGAUGUACGCCACCUGGUUCUACUGGUUCUGGAACGAUCUCCCCUUUGCCACUGUUCAUAUGCCCUUCCUGAUAAACACGCUGGCUCUCUUCUACAACUUUGGCAAAUCCUGGAAGUCUGACCCAGGAAUUAUCAAAGCAUCAGAGGAGCAGAAGAAAAAGACAAUUGUGGAGCUGGCAGAGACGGGCAGCCUGGAUCUGAGCAUAUUCUGCAGCACCUGCUUGAUACGAAAGCCCAUCAGGUCCAAACACUGCGCCGUGUGCAACCGCUGCAUCGCCAAAUUCGACCACCACUGUCCCUGGGUGGGGAACUGUGUCGGAAGUGGGAAUCACCGCUACUUCAUGGGUUAUCUGUUCUUCCUGCUCUGCAUGAUCUGCUGGAUGAUAUACGGCUGCAUUUCCUACUGGAGGCUCCACUGUGCCACCAGUUACGCCAAGGAUGGCUUCUGGCUCUAUCUGACCCAGAUCGCCUCCUGCUCUCCCUGGAUGUUCUGGAUGUUCCUCAACAGCAUCUUCCACUUCAUGUGGGUGGCCGUGCUCAUCAUGUGUCAGCUCUACCAGAUCGCUGCUCUGGGAAUCACCACCAAUGAGAGGAUGAACGCUCGGAGAUACAAGCACUUUAAAGUCACAGCCACGUCCAUCGAAAGCCCCUUCAACCAUGGCUGCUUCAGAAACCUGAUAGAUUUCUUUGAGAUCCGCUGCUGCGGUCUGAUCCGGCCCGUGGCCGUGGACUGGACCACACAGUACACAAUAGAAUACGACCAGACAUCUGGCUCGGGCUACCAGCUGGUGUAGAGGAGGAAGAAGGG
Molecule: messenger RNA, 1927 nt
Organism: Perca flavescens (yellow perch)
Lineage: Eukaryota; Metazoa; Chordata; Actinopteri; Perciformes; Percidae
Gene: zdhhc17
Product: zDHHC palmitoyltransferase 17
Exons: 17
Coding region: 45-1913 (622 amino acids)
Molecular function (GO): protein binding; palmitoyltransferase activity
Source: RefSeq, a predicted model, not a curated record